Messenger RNA from Aricia agestis (brown argus), 1310 nucleotides. RefSeq names its product N(G),N(G)-dimethylarginine dimethylaminohydrolase 1. The record is from RefSeq and is a predicted model, not a curated record. Lineage: Eukaryota; Metazoa; Arthropoda; Insecta; Lepidoptera; Lycaenidae. Bases 191 to 985 code for a protein of 264 amino acids. Gene Ontology annotation, molecular function: dimethylargininase activity; amino acid binding. Gene Ontology annotation, biological process: positive regulation of nitric oxide biosynthetic process; arginine metabolic process. The transcript is spliced from 5 exons.
UCCAACAGCGAUCUUUUCUAAAAAUAUUUUGGAUUUAUAACACUUGAGCAACACUAAACGAUUUUCAUAUGUGUUUUCAUAUGUAAUACUUUUGAUGUUCUUAUAUUAUUUUGCAAAUGUGUAUAAUUUCAUAGGACGAUAGUGUGGAUGAAAAAUAAUUGUUUUACUCGGGCGUCGUCUAGCCACAAAAAUGGAUUUUAAAAUGCAUGAGUACACUCACGCUGUAGUCGGAAAAGUUACACCUUUACUUAUUACCGAUAAAGCGGACAGCAACGAUGCUAGACGCCAAUACGACUGCUACUUGCGCUUGCUAUCGGAAUUAAAUUUGGAGCUAACAGAACUGGCUACAAACCUCUUCUUCCCCGAUAACGUUAUUCUAGAAGACUUAGCUAUAGUCUGCCAUGGUAUCGUGCUUCUGCCUAAGCCUAGGUCGGACUCCGAGGGACAAUUGAUAAAGGCGAUUAAGCGGACAUUGAAGGAGUUGGGUCAGACUGUCAUCGAAGUGGACGACCCAGAGGCGAAGCUGGUAGGCUCCGAUGUGCUGUUCACAGGUCGUGAGUUCUUCGUGGGUAUAUCGGAGAGCAGCAACGAGGCAGGCGCGAGCGCUGUAGCAGAGGCUUUCCCGGAAUUCCCAUGUACCCCCAUCAAGCUAUCCAAAGGCGCGAAACACCUGAAACGGUACAUAACGGUGGCGGGUGAGGAUGUCCUAUGCGUUGGCGCGAGUAAGGAAGCCCAGGAGGUGCUCAAACGGAUGGAGCGCGAAGCCAACUUCUCCUAUCAGACCCUGACAGUUCCAGAGGAUGAGGCGGCCAACUGCCUUUAUGUUAAUGGGACUCUCAUACACCGAGCUAUAGAGGAGAUACCUGAGAGCUUUAAGGUGUUUUGCGAGAAAAUUGACUUCGCUCGUCGUUCUAUUUGUUUUUCUGAACUGGCCAAAGUAUCAACUGGACUUAGCGCUUGCUGCCUACUCGUGAGGAAACCUUAAUUAUAUUUUAGCACAAGUUUAAUUUUGGACUGGAUAUAUCUGUCCCUUUCUAUGCUUUGUCAGUUUUGCCCGUGUAUAAAGCACUAACUCAUUGCAGUUUUGGAUUUUCUGUGUAUCUUUUAUCAUGUUUCAGCAAUAAUUUUACUAUGUUACACUAUCUCUUUGGGACUAUCCAUGAAGUCGUAAUACACGAUUUUCACGAUGUUUAGACCCCUCUCCCCACCUUGUCACACAUAUUUGCGAGCCCCUAGCCCUUCUUUACUGACGUCACUUUGCAAUUUUACAUCUAAAAACCACAUAAAUAUUCAAAAUUUUGCUAUUCGCA